AUGAAAACAGACAUGGAAUCUACCACCGCCAAUGGAAAGAACGUUGUCACGGCUGUCGGUUUCUCCAAACUCGACUUGAAGGAUGAAAAACCUCCGCCAUAUUCCUCCACUUUGGCUGCUGACGACAUCGCUGGGGACGACAAAACCGUGGACGACGCCGAGUCCGAGGUGUCUGGUGGAGAUGAAAACAAAGAACGUGGUAACUGGAGCGGAAAACUGGACUUUAUCCUGUCUUGUAUAGGAUUUGCCGUUGGAAUCGGAAACGUCUGGAGGUUUCCCUACAAGUGCUAUGAUAACGGCGGAGGCGCCUUUCUGAUACCGUACACGCUGAUGUUGGUUCUGGCUGGUUUACCCCUAUUUUUUCUUGAGCUGAGUUUUGGUCAGUUUUCGUCACUAGGGCCGAUCACUGUCUGGAAGAUCAGCCCACUUUUCAAGGGUAUCGGCUACUGUAUGGUGAUCAUUUCCAUACUGGUGGACAUCUACUACAACGUCAUCAUUGGCUGGUCAUUCUACUUUCUGUUCCGGUCCUUUACCUCUGUGUUACCAUGGUCACACUGUGAUAACGACUGGAACACCGAAAUGUGUGUGGAGAUCGGAAACCUAAAUUCCAGCAGGGUGCAGAAUAUUACUGAACGACUGUGUCAGUUAGCUCUUAAUGCCAGCCCCAAUGCUAACUGUACGCUGCCCAAGUUCUCAACACCCAGUGAAGAAUUCUGGAUACGCCACGUGUUGAACCAGACAGACGGUCUUCACGACAUCGGGUCCAUACGUUGGCAGACGUCGCUGUGUCUCGUAUUCGCUUGGCUCGUCAUCUUCCUCUGUAUGGUCAAGGGUGUAAAAUCGUCAGGAAAGGUUGUAUACGUCACGGCGACAUUCCCUUACGUGGUUCUCCUCAUCUUGCUGGUCCGUGGCUGCACGCUAGAGGGCGCUGUGGAUGGUAUUAUAUUCUACUUGACUCCAAAAUGGGAAUAUCUCCUGAGGGCCCAGACCUGGGCUGUGGCCGCCACACAGAUCUUCUACUCUCUGGGGCCGGCUUUUGGCGGAUUGAUCACCAUGGCGUCUUACAAUCGCUUCAACAACAACUGCUACAGGGACGCCCUUAUCGUCUCCUUUCUGAACAGUGCCACGAGCGUGUUCGCCGGGUUUGUUAUCUUCUCGCUGAUUGGCUUCAUGGCACGGAUGAUGAAUAAAGAUCCUUCUGAGGUGGUCGAUCAGGGUCCUGGCCUGGCGUUUAUUGUGUAUCCUGAAGGGAUAGCCCAGACAGUCUCACCUUUAUGGGCUGUUCUCUUCUUCAUCAUGCUGCUGACGCUAGGCAUCGGCAGUCAGUUUGUGAUGGUGGAGAACGUAAUCAGCGCUAUUGUGGACGAGUACCCGGUACUGAGAAUCAGGAAGACGUGGGUGACGCUGGUCACGUGUGUGGUCAUGUGUCUGCUGGGCCUCCCCAUUUGCACACAGGGGGGGAUAUACCUUUUUGUUCUGCUGGAGAACUACGCCGCGGGAUUUUCACUACUUAUCGUCGCUUUCCUCGAAUGUAUCGUUCUUACCUGGGUGUACGGUUACGAAAACUUUGCUAAUGACAUACACAUGAUGCUGGGAUUCAAACCGAAUAUCUUCUGGAGAUUCUGCUGGUGUUUCCUCACUCCCGCCAUUUUGUUGGGUAUCAUGGUAUUUUCGUACGUCCAAUACGCACCAUCCGUUUAUAACCUCUACGUGUUCCCGGCCUGGGGAGAAGCCAUGGGCUGGCUGAUGAUGUGCUGCUCUGUUAUCCUUAUCCCCACCUUUAUGGUCAUCCAGUACUGCCGAUCUGUCGGAUUUGUUCAGUCUUGCCGUAAAGUGGUGAACCACAGGAGCGACUGGGGACCGGCCUUAGAGAAAUACCGGGCGUUGGAUCCGAGGUAUAAAACGCGUCUGGAAACAGACCUCGACGUCAUAGAACGGAAAUCAACGUCAGGCGUCAGUGUUGGGGCCACAGUCAAUGACGAAGUCCGGACGAACAAUCAACGCAAAGCCGCUUGUAGCAGAACAAAUGCGGCAUAUGAGGAGGACCCUAUAUAAUGGGUAUUUAGGAUGGCCCUAUAUGAUGCGUAACACGAACCGUGACAUUAUGUAUAGAAGGGGCACUUUUGGGUAACCAGGGCUAACUACGUAUUAAUCAGAUGAACGUCUGUGAGUCGGGCAGAGUCACUGUUUACCAUGUCCAGUGACCCCUCAAAAUCUACAUCACAACGGUUAUUGUUUGGCUCUAGUAAACUCCUGCGGGGCACAGUGUAAGCCGCAUAUAUCGAGAAUGAAGAGGAUCAUUUAAUAGGACUCAUAUGCAUGUGUAUAUACCUGUACAUACACGUUGUGUGUCCACCCAAAGUGGUCCAACAAAUGGAUUUAUUCCCUUUUUCCACGGAGACUGUAAUGUGAACUGAAUGUCCAAGGCGGGAUCCCAUAAGAUGGAUGCACGUGAAUGCAUUCAAUGGAGGUAUUCACAGUGCAAAUAGUACUCGCUCUAUGGUACUGAACCAAAGGACGUCGUCAGCUGUUUGGCAACAGGGGACAACUGAUAGUGAUGCUUUGAGCGUCAGUACUUUUCAUCUGCCAUGUUGACGUACCUGUAUAGUAUAAAGAAAAUAAGAAGAACAUUCCACAAUGUCAGGUUUCACUGGGUAGUUUUCCACAUGUUGCCGAUGGAUACAGCGAACAUUAUGCUCAUCUUCUCUGAACCCAGUGUUUAACCAGAUCCUGUUAAACAUUCCCAUUUGUAGGACUUGCUCUCAUAUAGUGAAUUUUUUCUACGUAGACCAUUUCACCGGCUUUCAUUUGGUCCCUUUUGUUGUUGCCUAGAAUACAUUGUUUGAGUCAAAACUGGAGUUCAAGUCGGCCCUAAGUUUCAUUACGAACUCGUAUAAGAGGUCGAAGCACGACCGGCAUUUUAAAUUCUAGCACUACCAACUGAGCGAAAUGGUAUAAUAUCCAGUAUCUUCAUCUUUAGAGCCAUCAUGUCAUCUUGUUUUUCAUCAUGAAAUAAUCAGAUUUAUUUUUAAAAUUAACAUGUAUAUUCUUUUUUUAAUUUGAACAUUUUGUACUUAAUAAAUUUUGUUUUUUACACCACAUCAUCUAGCGGAUCUAUCUAUCAGACGCUUUCAUUGGCAUGUCCCUCUUAAUACUGAUAAAUCUCCAGGGCAAUAUUUAGCAAUACUGACUUAACAAGCACAAGUAAACUGACAGAAAAGUUUGUGUCAGCUGACACCAAAAUUCGAGAUUUCUGAAAAGUGAAUCUGAUGGUAGGCUAAACAUUCCGUUGCAUUGUUUUAAUGCGAUUGUAUGUUAAAUGUGAUGAGAGCAGGGCAUUGAGAGAAGUUCUAGAUUUAUGACGUCUAACAACUUACAACUAUCAUCACUGUUUGUUUUGUUUUUUUUUUACCUAAUUCGGCUGAUAAGCGAUGAUGCUAGGUUACGUGUAUAUUUCUACUUCCAGGCAUCUACAUGAACAGUUAGAAUGAAACACUAACUGGGUUAAUUUGACAAAUGGCCGUAUUUUACCAGUUACGUGUGAUCAAUUGCCAAGAAUCAGGAAGUCGUCAUUGCUCUGGUUAUACUCUCUG
Liolophura sinensis is the source of this 3593-nucleotide messenger RNA. Its product is annotated as sodium- and chloride-dependent glycine transporter 1-like. Gene Ontology annotation, molecular function: glycine:sodium symporter activity. NCBI's taxonomy places the organism in Eukaryota, Metazoa, Mollusca, Polyplacophora, Chitonida, Chitonidae. Gene Ontology annotation, biological process: nitrogen compound transport; amino acid transport; sodium ion transmembrane transport. The record is from RefSeq and is a predicted model, not a curated record. Gene Ontology annotation, cellular component: plasma membrane.